CAGAGUCCAGUUACAAAGAUGCUCUGGUGUUUGAUAGCACCAGGAACAAUGGAUCGAAGCCACAGGAGAACGGUGUCAAGAAACACAGGUUACGCCUCCACCUAACCAACCCCAGACAUGACCCUGAACAGGCUAAACUAGGGGUCGACAACCCGUGGCUCCGGCGCCACAUCUUUCAUUCUCCUGCUGCGGCUUUCUGGUGAUUUUAACAUUAAAUACAGUGGCACUGUUAAAUCGUGCAAGAAGACUUGUUCUUCUACUCCAUAGAAGUGGAAGGACACAUUGAACAAUGUCAAGAAAGAUCCCAGCUUGCAUCUUACUCCGCUGGUAUAUCGGCAGGUAAUUCAUGGCAAAUUUUCACGAAUUUACUGCAGAACUAACCGGAACAUGAUUGUAUUGCACACAACCAACAAUAACGGUUUCAACAUAAUUGAUAACCUGACAGUUAAAUAAGACACGCAUUCAACGAACUACUGGUAACAAACACAACGCCUCGGGAUCCUCCCGGAAGAGUUGGAUGAAGUGGCUAGGGAGAGGGAAGUCUGGACAUGCCUGCUAAAGCUACUGCCCCCGCAACCCAACCUCAUCUUUUGGUCUGAAACCCAAAUGUCUUCAGGAUACAACAAAAGCAAAGGAAUUGACCUUGCCGUUCCAAGACUGUUGGAGGGGACUUUACAGGACAUCAUUACCUGCACCCAUGUUUUCCAGAAACACUGUUAGUGUCUGGAGUAUCCUUAAGAAAUGCAUUGGAAUGGAACUCUCCAAGAUCACAAUGCCUGUCAUCUUCAACGAGCCCCUCAGCUUCCUGCAGAGAAUCACAGAAUACAUGGAACACACUUACCUCAUCAACAGAGCCUCCUCGCUGUCUGAAUCCAUAGAACGCAUGCAGGCCGUGGCUGCGUUUGCUGUGUCAGCAGUUGCGUCUCAGUGGGAACGAACUGGAAAACCCUUCAACCCUCUUCUUGGGGAGACUUAUGAACUCACCAGAGAGGAGCAGGGCUUCCGGCUGAUAGCAGAGCAGGUAUCCCAUCAUCCCCCAGUGAGUGCCUUCCACGCUGAAAGCCUGGCAGGAGACUUUGUCUUCCAUGGCUCCAUAUACCCCAAACUAAAAUUCUGGGGGAAGAGUGUUGAGGCAGAGCCCAAAGGGACCAUCACUCUCGAGCUACUUAAGCACAACGAGGUAUACACAUGGAGUAACCCUCACUGCUGUGUGCACAACAUCAUCCUGGGGAAGCUAUGGAUAGAGCAGUAUGGCACAGUGGAAAUAGUCAACCACAGCACUGGAGACAAGUGUGUGUUGAAUUUCAAGCCUUGUGGGAUGUUUGGCAAAGAGCUGCACAGGGUGGAGGGAUAUGUCCAGGAUAAGAGUAAAAAGAAGCUUUGUGUCAUCUAUGGGAAGUGGACGGAGUGCAUGUGGAGUAUUGACCCUCAGUCCUACGAGGCCUUCAAAAAAGCGGAAAAGAAAGGAGACAACAAGAAGCACAAACAUGAGGAGCCAGUGGGAUCGGAGAAUGAUGAUGCCGAUGACAUGCCAGAGGUCCAAGAGACAGUGGCGGUCAUACCAGGAAGUACACUGCUCUGGAGGAUAGAUCCUAGACCGGCUCACUCUGCUCAGAUGUACAACUUCACCAACUUUGCGAUGUCUCUCAAUGAGCUGGAGCCAGGCUUGGAGGCCAUGUUGGCCCCGACGGACUGUCGCUUCAGACCUGACAUCAGAGCCAUGGAGAACGGCAAAAUGGAAGAAGCCAGUCAGGACAAGGAGAGGCUGGAAGAGAAACAGCGAGCUGCCAGAAAGCUAAGAGCCAAGCAUGAGGAGGAGUGGUCGACAAGGUGGUUUCAAAUGGGCACCAACCCGUGCACCGGCUCCCAAGACUGGAACUACUCUGGUGGCUACUUCAGUAGGAACUACCAAGACCUGCCUGAUAUCUACUGAUAAGGCCACUAUAGCCUUCAUCCUGGUCCCCUUCCACCUCUUCCACACGCCUUAUCAUAACUUGGAGGGACACACUUAAAAACUCAACCCUUCACCAUUGCACACAUCCAUUGCAGAUAGGAAAGACUUACACAGACUCUUUAACAGUUUCCUGCUUCAUCUUGACUCGCUCUCUUCUUCCCCAUCAAGGAUUUUACAUCAACUUUAGUUGUAUGACCUGCACAUUUUUUUCAUCGCUCAUCGUUUCUUCCAUAUGUCACAAUUUUAACGGCCCAUGACGGAAUGUAUGUGAUGUUAGAUAUUAAUGCAACACUCUAUAAAUGGGCUUAAGCAACAGAAUGAUGAAUAUAAAGUGUUGGUCAAAUAUUUCUUGCCUACCAUACCAUCAAGAAAAGACACCUGAUCGAAUGUUUAAGAUGCUGCAGAUUUGCAAAAUACUGUAUGAUUCCAUUCCAGUGUCAAAAAAUUGUGAAUACUAUGUUGAUAUGUAGAGAGACUUAAGAUUGUCAUUGUAAUAUGACUAAGAGAAAACCCUCAAUCAAGUGAGGGUAAUGUAACAUGCUGUUAUUAUUCUCUACAUUUAGAUGUUUUGCAGCAGACCACCAACACAUUGAGUUUUAAUGUUGCAUUCCCCUUGAAUGUUGUGAAAAUUAAAAAAAAAUUAUAAUAAUUGGCUCUAAUACUGACUGUGGUUGUAAUAAUGCAGAAAUUCCAAGCAUUAGCUAAAGCAAGAACACAUUUUGAUUGCAAUUAUAUUUUGGUUGACUAUUGCAUAUUGUGAAAUGCAAAUGUAUGAAUUCUGUUGGUGGCCAAACUCCUUUUUUAUUCGUUAUUCGUAGCCCCGUUAUUUUGUUAAUUUUCUUAAAGCACUUAACCAGGCAGCACGGUGGCCGACUGAUAAGAGCGUCUGCCUCGCAGUUCUGAGGACCAAGGUUCAAAUCUGGGCCCCGCCUUUGUGGAGUUUGAAUGUUCGCCCCGUGCCUGCGUGGGUUUUCUCCGGGCACUCCAGUUUCUUCCCACAUCCCUAAAAUAUGCAUGGUAGGUGAAUUGAAGACUCUAAAAUUGCCCCUAGGUGUGAAUGUGAAUGCGAAUGGUUUGUUUGUUUCUAUGUGCCCUGCGAUUGGCUGGCAACCAGUUCAGGGUGUACCCCGCCUCCUGCCCGAAGAUAGCUCGGAUAGCCUCCAGCACUCCUGCGACCCUUGUGUGGAUAAGCGGCUCAGAAAAUGGAUGGAUGGAUGGCACUUAACCACAUACACCCUUUCGACUUGACAUAUUCUUACAUGUUCUAUCCAUGGCUGUUACAUUUUCUUUGUAAAGCCUAAACUAUAGUAUGUGACAGACAAAACACUAAUGUCGAGUGCAGUGUUGAGAUGCUUGCAUAAAGAUUGCAUGAAAAAAAACCCACACACAAACGGUACAAUUUUCUCACUCCAUAACACACAUUCCAACAAAUGGGCCACCAAGGGCAAAUCAGUUUUGUUAGUUUCUAUUUCUCCAAACAUGUCCUCUGUUGAAUUUUAGCCUCCUCCUCUUGGACUAUCUAUGUGGUCAUUGUUUGUGUACAAGUGUUACACAGAUAAUAACAUGCAAAAUUUUGUGCAAUUGAUUUAUUUUUAUAGUAUUUAAAGCAUUUUUUGGUGAGGAACAUACCACCAGAUGUUUUAUUUGUAGGUUGGAGACUGUAUAGGCAUACUGUGGACAGCUUGAUAGCUUCAUGGACAGGGGAAUGUCUACUAAUAAAAUCCUUAACUUCAA
Molecule: messenger RNA, 3688 nt
Organism: Phycodurus eques (leafy seadragon)
Lineage: Eukaryota; Metazoa; Chordata; Actinopteri; Syngnathiformes; Syngnathidae
Product: oxysterol-binding protein-related protein 2-like
Exons: 13
Coding region: 698-1933 (411 amino acids)
Cellular component (GO): membrane; intracellular membrane-bounded organelle; cytosol
Molecular function (GO): cholesterol binding
Source: RefSeq, a predicted model, not a curated record